CCCAAUUAUAAAAUACUCCUAAACACCCAAACCCUAAUCUGCUAUCUCUGUCCGCCGAGCCCUGCGUUCACUUCACAUUCGAUUGAAAAUGACAACCCGCUUGAAGAAGAAUCGCAAGAAGCGCGGUCACGUGAGCGCUGGGCACGGUCGUAUCGGAAAGCACCGCAAGCAUCCUGGAGGUCGUGGUAACGCCGGUGGCAUGCACCACCACCGAAUCCUAUUUGACAAGUACCAUCCCGGAUACUUCGGUAAGGUAGGUAUGCGCUACUUCAACAAGCAUCGCAACAAGUUUUACUGUCCAACCGUCAACAUUGACCAACUCUGGUCACUCGUCCCGCAAGAGGUGAAGGAUAAGGCUUCCCAGGAGAAGAAGGCUCCGUUGAUCGAUGUCACGCAGAACGGUUACUUCAAGGUCUUGGGAAAAGGUGUGCUCCCUCACAACCAGCCUGUUGUCGUCAAGGCUAAGCUUAUUUCCAAGCUCGCUGAGAAGAAGAUCAAGGACAAUGGCGGCGCCGUCCUUCUCACCGCAUAAGUUUCUUUUUAAUCUUUUUUUUCGUUUUCUUGUGAUCUGUUCGUUCUUUUUAUCUGGGAUCUGUUUUGAGACUGUUACACUGAUUUCUUUGAUUUAGAUGUUAGUUUUAAUUUUACUUACUGUUAUGGAUAUUUUUUAGAAUGCACACAGGAAAACCUGCUUGGUUCAAUUCAAUAUAAUUUUAGUUA
This is a messenger RNA of Arachis duranensis, 720 nucleotides long. RefSeq names its product 60S ribosomal protein L27a-3. Bases 89 to 532 code for a protein of 147 amino acids. Gene Ontology annotation, biological process: translation. Gene Ontology annotation, cellular component: ribosome; cytosolic large ribosomal subunit. The transcript has a single exon. The record is from RefSeq and is a predicted model, not a curated record. NCBI's taxonomy places the organism in Eukaryota, Viridiplantae, Streptophyta, Magnoliopsida, Fabales, Fabaceae. Gene Ontology annotation, molecular function: structural constituent of ribosome.